UAGUGUCCUCUACGUGUGAUUCCAAUGGAGAUCCCUUUUCCCUUCUUUCAACUCCUUUUCACCUUCAUCUUCGUCAUCUUGCCCAUCACCUUUAAAAUUCUACAGAAAUAUAAAACAGAAAAACUGCCCCCAGGGCCUCGGAAGCUUCCCCUCGUAGGAAACCUCCACCAGCUUGUUGGCUCCCUACCCCAUCACUCCCUCAGAAACCUCGCAAAAAAAAUAUGGCCCCGUUGUCCACCUACAGCUUGGCCAAGUAUCCACCGUUAUAAUUUCUUCUCCAGAUAUGGCGAAAGAGGUCAUGAAAACCCAUGACAUAAUCUUCGCUUACAGGCCCAAUCUUCUAGCUGGUAGAAUCAUGUCUUACGAUUCAACAAACAUUGCUUUUUCUCCUUACGGCAAUUACUGGAGACAACUACGAAAAAUUUGUAUGAUAGAGCUUUUAAGUCCAAAUCGUGUACAAUCAUUCCGAUCUAUCAGAGAAGACGAAGUAGAAACUCUCAUAAAAACUAUAUCUUCAUCUGCAGGAUCACCCGUCAAUCUUGGAGAGAAGGUUUUCUCAAUGAUUUAUAGCAUAACCGCAAGAGCUGCCUUCGGCGAAAAAUGCAAAGAUCAAGAACAGUUUAUGUCACUUAUCCUGAGAAGUUCAGCGCUAGCUGGAGGUUUCUGCUUAGGUGAUAUGUACCCUUCAGUGAAGGCGCUUCAAGUGAUCAGUGGAAUGAAGCCAAAGCUGGAGAAGCUGCACCAAGAGAUGGAUAAGAUACUUGAUAACAUUCUCAAGGAGCACAGAGAAGAGAAGUUGGCUGCAAAAACAGGGGAUGAAGAGGGAAGAGAAGACCUUGUUGAUAUUCUUUUAAGGUUUCAAGAAAAGGGUGACCUUGAAUUCUCCCUCGCCGACAACAACAUCAAAGCAGUCAUCUUGGUAAUUAGUAUACUACUGGAUUAUAUACUUCACUUCCCAAUAACUACGAAUAUUUCUCCAAACGUCUGAAAAAAACUUACCAUUACUUAGCACACUAAAAAAAUAUAAUAACGGAUAUUCGUGGGAGUUAUUAAUUUUUAU
This is a messenger RNA of Manihot esculenta (cassava), 1060 nucleotides long. RefSeq names its product cytochrome P450 71D8-like. Lineage: Eukaryota; Viridiplantae; Streptophyta; Magnoliopsida; Malpighiales; Euphorbiaceae. Bases 284 to 988 code for a protein of 234 amino acids. Gene Ontology annotation, molecular function: heme binding; iron ion binding; oxidoreductase activity, acting on paired donors, with incorporation or reduction of molecular oxygen. The transcript has a single exon. The record is from RefSeq and is a predicted model, not a curated record.